AAUAGUGUGACUAAAUUGAAUGCAUGAAUGAGUGCAUUAGCAUAAUCCCUGCAGCUAGAAAUUGACUGCUAUCGAUACUCUAACAACUCAUGCCUCACUUGCUAUUCUAGAUGCUUCAUAAGGUGAACAGAAAAAAAAUCAAUUAUUGCACUGCUGUUGAGGAUAUAGGCAGGGGAAUAAAACUGUUUUAACCUCGAUGGAAAUACAUUGACGGAUGAAGCUUGCGUAUACUGAAAUUGAGCUGGAGAAAAUAUUGGGCCAAAUGGUCUUCAGACCAGAAUGAUAUGUUGGAUUUGUGAGAUGUUGACACUUAUCUAGGGAUAUUACAUGAGUGGCAACAAUAAUGGCUAAAAUUUGGCUGAUUUUAGUCAGUUUUACGGUUAUUUGGAAACCGCAGACGCAAGCUACCAUUGACUCAACAUUAGUUGAAACUGCUGCUAAUAACUUUGGUAAUAGUAUGCAUGGCAUAAGUAUUCAGUUUAGUGGAAGAGACUUCUUAAAACAGGCUUUUGAAAAUGACAGUGCUUCUCUUACUGUUAAGAAGAUCAAUGGAACAAAGAUGGUUUUAGACAUUGCUGAAAAAAUUGAAAAUAUGCUUAAUAACAAAGUUGAAGCUGUAGAAAAAUUAGUAGAUGCUGCAGAACAAGCAAAUCUUGCACAUGAAUAUAAUGAAUCUAUAGAGUAUAAAUAUUUCAAUGCCUUGCAAAUAAAUCAGAAAACUGAGGAUGGACAAUAUCUGCCAUUGGGUGGUAAUUUUACAUUGACACCAGACGAUCAUUUUAAUGAUGAUGUCAACCUCACGCAAAGUACAGUACAAGUACCAACUAAUGUUUAUAACAUGGGUACAGAAGUACUAAACCACAUACAGUUCACAGCAGAGCUAGAUCAACAAUUUGUGGAAAACUAUGCAGAUGAUCCUACAUUAACUUGGCAGUAUUUUGGAAGUAAAACAGGUUUCUUUAGGAAUUUUCCAGGUAUCAAAUGGAACAUUGGAGAGGAUCCGUUUGACACAUUUGACUGCCGCAAACGAGGGUGGUACAUAUCGGCUGCAACAUCACCAAAAGAUAUUGUUAUCUUAAUCGAUAAAAGUGGCAGCAUGCUGGGAAUUUUAUUGGAGAUUGCAAAACAUACGGCUCGAGUGAUUAUUGAUACCCUCGGGGAUGAUGAUUUCUUCAACGUGUUAGCUUUUAAUGAAACAACAAGUUAUACUGAGCCUUGUUUUGAAGAUAAUGAUAUGUUGGUACAGGCAAAUGCUAACAACAGAGAGUUAAUUAAGGAAAGUCUAGACAAUUUGAAAGCUGGGGGUCUAGCAGAAUUUGGAGUUGGUCUGACAGAUGCAUUUGAGCUUCUUCUAAAGUACAAUGAAACGACGAGUGAAAGUGAGUGCAAUCAAGCUAUAAUAGUGAUAACAGAUGGUGCUAGCAAGACGCAUGAUGAUAUAUUUGAACGGUACAAUGAAGACCAGAGAGUGCGUGUGUUUACAUACCUAAUGGGACGUGAGGUUGGAGGAGCUCCGGCAGUUAAGAAGAUGGCAUGUAACAACAAAGGCUAUUAUACACAGAUUGCCACAAUAGCUGAUGUAGAUGAAAAUGUUUCGAAAUAUAUCCAUGUUCUCAGCCGUCCAAUGGUAAUUAAAGAAAUAUACAACACGGCUUGGACAAGCGUGUAUAUGGAUAGUGCAGCCAGUGAUGAUACCCUAGCUUUGAUGACAACUGUAGCGCAGCCUGUAUUUAACAAGAAGAAUGAUACUAAAAAGCAGGGUAUUUUGCUUGGUGUAGUUGGAGUUGAUGUCCCAGUUCAUGAACUUCUCAAGUUGACACCAGUAUACAAGCUUGGUGCUCGGGGUUAUCCCUUUGCCAUCACCAACAAUGGUUACAUCCUGUUUCAUCCUGACCUUCGGCCUAAAUGGGGGAAUGAGACCAAACCAAAUUAUAACAGUGUAGAUUUAGCGGAAGUUGAGCUAUCCGAUGCAAAUGACACGGUCAAGCGGGUGUUUGCAGCUGAUUAUAAUAUGGAGAUCCGAAAUGCCAUGAUCAAUACAGAGACUGGUGAAAUGACGAUUCAAGUAGUGAUGCAUACGUCAAAUCUUACUCGUGUAUCAGUGAGGAACAAUACCUACUUCUACACCUUUCUAGAUGACACUCCAUUCAGUUUUGCGAUUGUGUUAGUUGAGCCCUAUGGUUUCUAUAUCGUUGAGUCAGAUGCUCCCUAUUUUACAUUGAAUGCUGAUGAUGAAUAUGCUCCCGAACUAGAUAAACUGUAUGGAGACUUUGCGGAAGGUAUCGAGAGAAAUGCUACACUCUUUCGAAUAGCAAUUGAAGGGAACUUUUUUGAUGGAAAUCUGACAAUUGCAAGGCGCUGGCCCUACUGCUCUUGGACUACAGAAGAAAACAAGGAGGAGAGAAAGGAUUCAUUAGUGACACGACUUUUCCAUGCUGUCUUGGAAAGCAAGCUGGACGAAGAUUGUGAUGCUGACAUGAUAAACCAUUUAUUAUUUGAUGUGAAAAUCACAGAGAACAUGCCUGAAUAUUGGAAGUCGGUUUACUCAGAUGAGAACUAUUCAGGCUAUUUCUGCUAUCCUGGACCCCCAUCCUCCUCAUCAUCCAACCUUACUACCCCAACAUUAUCAUCUGUUGUCACUGAGGCAUGGGACAGAAUGACGCCUGUCUCACAGAAUAAAACAGAGAUUCGCUCUGCGAGAAGUGCAAGUGAAGAAAAUAUAGUUUGUGUUAAAAUUAACAACCAUUCAGCUACAGAAAAUGGUAUCCUGAUGUCUUUCUUAGGAACUCGUGGAGGCCUUUCACGCUGGUACAACAACCCUGAUUUUGAGAAUGUUGAUGAUUUUAUAAAAUCUAAAAGUGAGACGAUUGAAGAGGACUAUUAUUGGCGUGCAGUGGAGUUAGGAGAUGAUCGCAUCCUUUACUCUGUACCGUUAUUGACAAAUGGUUAUGUUAGAGAUCCAAACUCCACUUUGAAAGUUACAGCUAGUACAAUUCUUACUUUUACUAAAGAUGAUAUUGGGCCCACAGUAGUUGCAGCUCUUGGAUAUCAAAUGUUGUGGAGUAGCUUUGCUACAAAUCUGGUUGGCAACACAAUUUGUGAUAAUGAGAAUGUUGAUUGUCUGCUUCUUGAUGAGAAUGCAUAUAUAAUGUUUUCAGAAGAUGAGAAUGAGGUUGGACAGCACUUUGGCAAAGCAUACUUGAGACUAAUGACAGAACUGGUGAAUGUUUCUGUGUAUGAAAAAUUUACAUUGGUAGACUAUCAAGGAAUGUGUUCAGAAACUGAAAAAUUCUCAAGUGCCGGAUCUACCAUUCUUGAUCCUUUCUUCUCAUUGACUACAUUGGUUGCAUGGUGGUUCCAUCAGGUGGUCAUAUUUCUUGUUCAGUUCAGUAUUCAAGACUGGUGGUACUCAACAGGGGUCGAAGCAGAAUGUAAGCCUACAUAAGUGCUACUUUCAUGAAUAGAAAUUCCAUUUUAUAUGUGUUUAUAUUGCUUUUCAUUAUCAUAUUUACAAAAAUGGAACAUGUAUGUUAUUACAUUUAAAUAACA
Molecule: messenger RNA, 3549 nt
Organism: Anneissia japonica
Lineage: Eukaryota; Metazoa; Echinodermata; Crinoidea; Comatulida; Comatulidae
Product: voltage-dependent calcium channel subunit alpha-2/delta-3-like
Exons: 33
Coding region: 344-3445 (1033 amino acids)
Cellular component (GO): voltage-gated calcium channel complex
Molecular function (GO): voltage-gated calcium channel activity
Source: RefSeq, a predicted model, not a curated record